This is a messenger RNA of Aspergillus aculeatus ATCC 16872, 2093 nucleotides long. RefSeq lists its product as uncharacterized. Gene Ontology annotation, molecular function: molybdenum cofactor sulfurtransferase activity. The record is from RefSeq and is a predicted model, not a curated record. Lineage: Eukaryota; Fungi; Ascomycota; Eurotiomycetes; Eurotiales; Aspergillaceae. The transcript has 2 exons. Gene Ontology annotation, biological process: molybdopterin cofactor metabolic process. The annotation marks the transcript as partial.
GUCUGAUGUCAAGCUCAAAGAUCCUAGUCAUUUGCACUCAGCCUCCCUUGUCUGUACAUCAGUUUCUGCAUCCUUGUGCACCUCUUCCAUUUUUCACUCUCAACCUGCUGAAGAGGAAGACUUUAAGAAUGGAAGAACCAAUCGACCUCAUUCCCUAUGACGCUGACGCACUGAGGGAGAGUGAAUACCCAAUGCUCCGAGACGAGACAUACUUGGAUCAUACCGGCACCACUCUCUAUGCGCAGUCUGCUUUGACGAGCUUCAUGAACGAGAUGUCGAGCAAUCUGUUCGGGAACCCACACUCAGACUCACGAUCCUCCCGGCUGUCAACCGAAAGGGUCGAUGAGAUCAGGAAGCAAACACUGGCAUUCUUUCGCGCCGACCCGGAGCAUUUCGAUCUGGUCUUUGUCAUGAACGCCACCGCGGCUAUCAAAUUGGUUCUCGAGGGUCUCACCCAUCCGCCUGUCUCCGAUAGCCCUGGGAAGACGUUCAAGGGGCCCGGACUCUGGGUGGGGUAUCAUCUCGAAUCUCACACGAGCGUUGUGGGACUACGUGAACUGGCUGAUGCCGGGCAACAUUGCUUCAUGUCGGAUAGCGAAGUCGAGGCCUGGAUCCGGCCCAAUCCCGCCAGGGACAAGACCGAUCGAUGUCCAGGACAAACCUCCAACACGUUUCAGGUCGGUUUGUUUGCAUAUCCAGGACAGUCGAACAUGACCGGACGACGGCUCCCUCUUCAUUGGCCGGGCCGUCUCCGACAAUCACAAUACGCCUCUCACCAGAGAGUCUUCACCCUGCUGGAUGCUGCUGCACUGGCUCCCACUGCGUCGCUGGACUACUUCCGGGACCCCGAUGGAGCCCCCGACUUUACAGCCGUCAGCUUUUAUAAGAUCUUCGGAUUCCCUGACCUGGGAGGACUGAUUGUGCGUAAGGGAUCCGCCCAGGCUCUCGUGCAGCGACCCUACUUUGGCGGAGGCACGGUUGAAAUGGUCACUUGCUCCGACCAUCCCUGGCAUUCCAGGAACCCAUCCCGCAUCCACGAGAUACUUGAGGAUGGAACAGUCCCUUUUCAUAGCAUCCUGGCUCUGGGGUGUGCUCUGACAACCCACAAGCAGCUGUACACAUCUCAGGAGCACGUGUCUCACCACACCACACGGCUUACAGCACACCUCUACCAGUCGCUUUCCUCGCUUCGCCACCAUAACGGCGUCAAGAUGUGUGAGAUCUGCCAAGAUCCAUCGGCGGAGUACGGCGACAGUACGACCCAGGGGUCCAUAGUCGCCUUCAACAUCCGCUCCGAUGAGGGUCGAUGGCUCCGGCUCUCGCACGUCGAAGAGGCGGCCAACGAGCACCGCAUCCAUCUUCGCACAGGCUCAGUCUGCAACCCUGGCGGACUCGCAAAGCUCCUCCAGCUGGAGGAAUGGGAGCUGUUCCAGAACUACACGGCGGGAGUACGUUGUGGCUGUCGCAGCGUGCUUGUGGGGCAUAAGCCUUCAGGCAUCAUCCGCGUGAGCCUUGGGGCGAUGAGCACCCUAAGCGACGUCGAGCAUUUUGUAGGAUUUGUGCACCAUCUGUUCGGUGCAGGCGCCUUUCCUCCCCUGGCGCCUCCGUCCAAUUCUCCGGCACCCCAGCACCUUCACGUACACACGCUGAUGAUCUAUCCAAUCCACGGCGCCGCCGCCUACACGAUCCCCGUGCAACAGUCGUGGCAUCUCACCUCAACGGGCCUGCAAUGGGACCGACAAUGGUGCCUGCUCAACCUGCAGACAGGAUCGAUCCUCGACCGGGACUACGCACCGCGACUCCUACUCCUCCAACCGAUGGUCGAUGCCGUGCACGGCAUCCUGCGCAUUAGCGUGCACCACUCCCUGCGCCGGCGCAACCCCAAACUCCGGCAAUCGAUGGCUGUGCCUUUACAUGACCCCGGUCGAGAUGUCCAGACACCCAAAGGAAAUCUCUAUCAGUGCCAGGCAACGAGCCUCGGUAAGCUCGAUGGGCUCGAGGGCGGAACCGGCCUGCUCCGGCUGUUCCACUCGCCAGACCUGGUCGCUUACUUCACUGCGGCGCUCGGUGUUCCGUGCACGCUGGCCCGAUUC